Prosopis cineraria is the source of this 2101-nucleotide messenger RNA. Its product is annotated as putative disease resistance RPP13-like protein 1. The transcript is spliced from 3 exons. Gene Ontology annotation, molecular function: ADP binding; protein binding. Gene Ontology annotation, biological process: defense response to other organism. The record is from RefSeq and is a predicted model, not a curated record. The coding region runs from base 413 to 2101 and encodes 562 amino acids. NCBI's taxonomy places the organism in Eukaryota, Viridiplantae, Streptophyta, Magnoliopsida, Fabales, Fabaceae.
GACAGUUUCGAGCGCGAUGAUGGCGAAGUGGAGGCGACCCGAAAGCAUUUUCUACACGUUCCUGCUAUACAUCUCACUCCUUGUAAUACGUUUCUCGCUAAGCAUUUCACUCUCUUUCUUGUUCGUUUUACAUCUUCAUCUUCGGUUGAUUCCAUCUUUUGCAGACGCACAACGGCUUCAUCCAUGGCCGCAGCUUUGGUUGGUGGUGCUUUUCUCUCUGCUUUUCUUCAAGUGGCUUUUGACAGGCUGGCUUCUCGUGGUGUCCUCGACUUCUUCAAGAACCGAAAAUUGAACGAGACAUUACUGAAUAAGUUGAAGAUCGUGCUGUUAUCCAUCGAUGCUGUGGUUGAUGAUGCAGAGCAAAAGCAGAUCACUAAUACAAAGGUGAAGGACUGGAUUUAUAUGGUCAAAGAUGCUGUGUUCGAUGCUGAGGAUGUCUUGGACGAGAUUGAUUAUGAGGUGCUCAAGCGCAAGGUGGAAGCCGAACAUCAGAGUAAAACCAGUGUUACGGCCAAGAUUGCCAACAACAUCUUUGGUGGAUGAAACUAGAACAUAUGGUAGAGAUGAUGACAAAAAAACGAUCAUUGAAUGGUUGCUAUCAGACAAGGAUAACACCCAGCUAUCUAUCAUUUCUAUAGUGGGUAUGGGUGGAUUGGGUAAAACUACCCUUGCCCAGCUCGUUUAUAAUGAUAGGAUGGCUAUAGAUGAAUUUGACCUCAAAGCUUGGGUGUGCGUCUCUGAUGAGUUUGAUGUCCUAAGAGUAACAAGAACAAUUUAUGAGGCAAUCACUAUGUCUAGGGAUGAUACCAACGAUUUAAACGUGCUUCAAAUUAAAUUGAAGCAGCGGUUGAGUCAGAAGAGAUUUCUCAUUGUUUUAGACGACGUGUGGAAUGAAAAUUUUAUGCUAUGGGAGGCCUUGCAAUCACCUUUCAAUCAUGGGGCUCCUGGAAGUAAAAUUCUUCUAACCACUCGCAGUGCAAAGGUUGUUUCAACCAUGCGUUCUUCUAAAAUACAUUCAUUGAAGCCCUUAUCAGAAGGAGAUAGUUGGCUGUUGUUAAGUGAAUACGCAUUCCAUGGUAGAGAUGCUCUUUCUUCAAGCUUUGACCUUGAAGAAAUCGGUAGGAGAAUAAGUAAAAAGUGCAAAGGGUUGCCUUUAGCUUUGAAAGCCAUUGGGAGUCUCUUGUACGCGGAGUUUUCUCUUGUGCAAUGGACUGGCAUUUUAAAAAAUUAUGACUUUGACAAGGAGCGUUUAAUUCAGUUAUGGAUGGCAGAAAAUUUUCUACCAUGUGCCCAUCAAAGCAAAGUUGCAAGAGAAGUAGGAGAACAAUUCUUCCAUGACUUAUUGUCGAGGUCAUUUUUUCAACAAUCAAUGGAAGAUGAAACACGCUUUGUCAUGCAUGACCUUAUUAAUGAUUUGGCAAAAGUUGAAUAUGGAAAAUUUUGUCAUCUGUUGCUGGUGGAUGAAGAAAAUAAUUUGACAAAAAUGACCCGGCAUGUUUCAUAUUUAAGAACUUUCUAUGAAUACUCCAAUCGAUUUGCGGUUAUGUGCCAGGCUAGUAAAUUGCGAACGUUUUUGCCUCUAUCUAUGCAAGGACAUAGAAGUACAAGCCAUACCUCUUUCUUUCAUUGCAUAUCUUUCAAGGUUAUUCUCGAUUUAGUAUCCAAGUUCAGAUGCAUGCGUGUUUUAUCUCUGUCUGGUUAUCAUCACAUUGUGAGUUUGCCCGAUUCCAUAGGAAACCUCAAACAUCUACGUUUUUUAGACUUAUCAGGAACCAAGAUAAAGAAAUUGCCUGAUUCAAUCUGCCAACUUUUUCAUUUACAAACGUUAAAGUUGUGGCGUUGUCGUGAUUUGAAAAAGUUGCCCAUGGAUGUGCAUAAACUCAUGAAUCUACGUUAUCUUGAUUUUCGUGAGACUGGAGUGAGAGAGAUGCCAAAGCAAUUGAGUAAAUUGAAAAAUCUUCAGGUGCUGUCAUCAUUUAUUGUGGACAAAUGUGGACAGUCAAACAUUAAACAGUUGAAAGAAUUUAAUCUUUGUGGAUCAGUUUCCAUCUUAGAGUUGCAGAAUGUAGUUUCUCCUGCUGAUGCUUUGGCAGUAAUUUGA